Molecule: messenger RNA, 842 nt
Organism: Paramecium sonneborni
Lineage: Eukaryota; Ciliophora; Oligohymenophorea; Peniculida; Parameciidae
Source: the annotation of a GenBank genome assembly
AUGAACAAAUAAUUGCUCAAAGAAUAAAUUAAAUUCGGACUAUGUGAUCCUAAUCUAUUCAAAUAAUUAAAAAUAGUUGAUGAUAUUGAAAGUGAUGUUGCAUUUCAAUUAUUAUCCAAAAGAGCAACAUUAAUAGAAAUCAAAAAAGAUGAUAUCAUAAACAUAGACAAUCAAUUUUAUUAUAAAUUAUUACUUGGUGAUAUUCUUAUUAGAGACAAUAAGAUUAUUGCAUUACAAAAUAGUGAUGUAAUUCUAAUUAAUAAAGGAUUAAUUGAGUGGUUUUAAUAAGAAGAAAAACUAAAUAAAAUUGAAAAUUGCAUAGACAUUCUAUUUGAAUUAUAGAUUUUCAAUAGUUUGAGUUAUUAUCAAUUGAAAUAAUUGGUAAAAUAGAGCAUUUAUAUAACCCUUAAUGAAAAUCGGAUGUUAUUUCAUUAAGGAGAAGUACCAACAGAUGGAAUUAUUCUUGUGAAAGGAUAAUUGUAAUAGUUCAAAAGUACAGAAGGAAUUGAACUGGUUUUUAAUUAGAAUAGGAAGCAUUUUGCAAUAUAUGAAUGUAUAAACUCAAAACCUAUGUAAUUUAAUGUAAAAACUAAGUCAGAAUGUGCAUUAAUAAAAAUCAAUAGAAAAACACUACUAAAAUAUGAAUUAGAUUUAAAAGUGAAAAAAGAGUUGAAUAUUGAUUUAAAUUAAUUCAAAUUAGAAAUCAUUAAAAAAAAAGAAUGGUAGAAAUUUAAAACAAGUAAGUGAUUAUCAAAGAUUUAAUAGAAGUAAUAGAGGAAGUAAAUAAGGAUUUGGAAAGAAAAAGAUAAUUACCUAAACUUAGAACUCAAAGUUAAUAUUGA